Zeugodacus cucurbitae (melon fly) is the source of this 12428-nucleotide messenger RNA. RefSeq lists its product as uncharacterized. Gene Ontology annotation, cellular component: catenin complex; cytoplasmic microtubule; beta-catenin destruction complex. Bases 468 to 9872 code for a protein of 3134 amino acids. NCBI's taxonomy places the organism in Eukaryota, Metazoa, Arthropoda, Insecta, Diptera, Tephritidae. Gene Ontology annotation, molecular function: gamma-catenin binding; beta-catenin binding; microtubule binding. Gene Ontology annotation, biological process: pattern specification process; cell migration; cell fate specification. The transcript is spliced from 6 exons. The record is from RefSeq and is a predicted model, not a curated record.
UUGUUCUUCAGUGUGCCAUAAAAAUCCGUCUGGCAAAGUAGAUAAAGUGCACGAAGUGAAUGUUUGUGUUUUCGCGUAUUUAGUGCUAUUUUAAUUGAAAUGUGUAAUAAGUCAAAAUAAAUAUUAACAGUAGUUAUCAGUGCAGUUGAUAAGAACAUUAGUAAGCACCUGAAUCAGGUAACGACGUUAACGAAUCACACCAACCAUCUUCGCCAUAUAGUUAGAUAUAUGCAUAUGAUGGCGUACUCGCUGAUGCAGUGAAAUAUUGUAGAAGCAACGACGACUCCCAGAAGUUUUUUUUUUCAAGAAGAAUAUCCAAAGGAAAGGAAGAAGUUGCCAUUGCAACGUCGGUGGAUAUGGAAGAUUAGACUGAAUCGUGCAGCUAACGCUCGAGACGCGUGCUUGUGCGUUUCUCUUUUAUUGUUUCUUCAACGAAAUUCGACUGAAAUUGUACGAAACGCAUAGAAAUGUUUUCCUCAGCAUCGUCAGCACACACACAUCGCGGCAAUAAGCGCGAGGCCAAAUUGAAUGCUACAACCGAUUUGGAUGAUGACGAUGACGACAGCAGCAUCAUUGAUGACACCGAUGUGGAUGUAAACGUCGACGUGGACGUCAACGAGGUACCCACACAGAAGCCACAUUUUCUAGACGAUGCCAUGCCGCCACCCGAAAUGAUCGCCGACUUCGAGCGCGUGCUAAGUUUUGGCGUAAAAAAAAUCGAUGGUGGCACACUUGCAACAGCCGCACCUAGCAGCGGUGAGCAAUUGAAAAUGGAUAAAAAGUAUGAACGCGACGGUGAGAUUAGUGACUAUGAGUUGGCCGCGAGUGGCUAUACAAAGAAAGAGUUCACACAGGAUGACAAUACGUUGAAUCUGCCAAGUGGCAUUGGCAAGAGCACAUUUUCGAAACCAAAGCAUUUUCUCGAUGAGAAUCCCAUACCGCCCGACUACAUGUUGCUGGCGACCGCCGCCGACCAUGACUUGCGGCGCGAGCACCGCAGUCUAGACCGCAAUUUCGAGCGGCAAGAGGAGCAAGAGUCCGCACUAAUCGCUGGCCAACUGAUGAAGAGCAGCAGCAGUAGUGGUGGUGGUGGCCGCAAGAGUUCACUGGAUCGUGGCGGUUAUGGAGGCGGCGGCGCACACAGUACUGGCAGUCACAGCGGCAGCAUGUCGAGCUCGCGUACUUCACGUGAGCGCAACAAGGAGCUCACUUCCUCGUACACAUUGUCACGUUUUCUACACAGCGCCGAAACGCCAUCGCCACCACCGGCGCUGCAGCGUAGCAUACCGAAGGGCGGCGCCUGGGCGAGCAGCAGUGGCAGCGGUAGUUGCAGCUUUGACAGACUUUAUGGCAGCUUGCCAAUGGCACAUGCCAGCGGCAGCACUAGUGGUGUUGGUAUUGGCGACAGCAACUGCGCGUUAGGGGUUGAUGACAUUGUCGACGUCGACCGGCUGGGUCCAAAAGUGGAGUGUGUGUACUCGCUGCUCUCAAUGUUGGGCUCCAAUGACCCGUCGGAGAUGUCAAAGAAAUUUCUUGAAUUGUCGCGCACACCAGAAACAUGCAGCGCGCUACGACGUGCCGGCUGUGUGCCGCUGCUCGUGCAGAUGAUGCACUCCGAUGGCGAAGAUAGUGUGAGAAAGUGCGCCAGCAUGGCGUUACACAAUGUCGUGCACAGUCAUAUGGAUGAGAAGACGGCAAGGCGUGAAGCGAAAGUGUUGCGUUUGCUCGAACAGAUAUUGGACUAUUGUAAUUUCUUGAAGACGCUGCUGCAGAGCGGUGGCGAAGCGAUUGCCGAUGACUCUGAACGGCAUCCGCUGGCGGCGAUAUCGUCAUUGAUGAAGGUGAGCUUCGACGAGGAACAUCGUCAUGCUAUGUGCGAACUAGGUGCACUGCAGGCAAUACCGAAUUUAGUGCAUUUGGAUCACGCUGUGCACGGACCAAAACCGGAGGAUCAGUGUUGCAAUUCCUUGCGUCGUUAUGCACUAAUGGCGCUUACAAAUCUCACAUUCGGCGAUGAACACAACAAGGCCUAUUUGUGUAGUCAGAAGCUGUUCAUGGAGGCUUUGGUGGCGCAACUGGACUCGGCACCGGACGAUUUGCUGCAGGUAACCGCCAGCGUAUUGCGUAACUUGUCAUGGCGCGCCGAUAGCAAUAUGAAGGCGGUGCUGAAUGAAAUUGGUACGGUGACGGCAUUGGCGCGUGCCGCUAUGAAGAAUAAAAGUGAGAACACACUCAAGGCGAUUUUGUCCGCCCUAUGGAAUCUGUCUGCGCAUUGCAGCACCAAUAAGGCGGAGUUCUGCGCGGUGGACGGCGCACUCGCCUUUCUCGUCGACAUGCUCACCUAUGAGGGGCCCAGUAAAACGUUGAAGAUUAUCGAAAAUGCCGGUGGUAUACUACGUAACGUCUCUAGUCACAUCGCAGUACGCGAACACUAUCGACAAAUAUUACGCGAACGCAACUGUCUCUCAAUACUACUGCAGCAGUUGAAAUCCGAAAGCUUAACGGUGGUCAGUAACUCUUGCGGCACAUUAUGGAAUCUAUCGGCGCGUUGUCCGGAGGAUCAAAAAUUCCUGUGGGAUAACGGUGCAGUACCAAUGCUCCGUUCGCUGAUACACUCCAAACACGCCAUGAUCUCAGAAGGCAGCGCCUCGGCGCUCAAGAAUUUACUCAACUUCCGACCGGCAGUGCAGAGUCAAAAUCAACUGGAUCCAAUUGCGCGUUCGAUGGGUCUACGUAAGCUGCCAACGUUAAAUGCGCGCAAACAAAAAGCGUUGCAACAAGAACUCGGCGGCAAGCAGCAUGCUGAGACAUGUGACAAUUUGGACAUAAGUGCAAAUGGUGGCAUAGUCAAAGAAGAUGGUCAACUGUUACAACACACCACUUUGAGUGUCGUAAUGCAUGCGCACCGGCAGCGCUAUGCCGCCGCAGCGGGUAGUGCUGUGCCACCAGGUACUUCGGUGCGACUCACACGCUCCGCCAUGCUCACCAAGAGUGAAAGUCGUGACUCAGUCUUCUCCGCAAAGUCGGAUACUGCUUACGAGAAUUUGAUGCGCUCCCAUUCGGCGUCGGAUGCCAAUCGUAAAAAGUUGCCAUACGCGGCAGCAGCUGCAGUGGCCGUUUACUCGCUUGAAGAUGAUGCGGAGCCCACAGAUGUAGAACAGCCCAUCGAUUACUCGGCCAAAUAUUGUGAGAAAGAUGCAAAAACACGGGACGAGCGUAUGACAAAGCCCUCAGCUGGCUGCAGCAACAACAGCAAUGUCACAUAUCAGGAAACUGACUUGGAUCAGCCGACUGACUUCAGUUUGCGCUAUGCCGAGCAUCAAAUUGAAACCGAACUAGAUGUGUUACCCUCUGAGCGAUCAAACCGCAGCAGUAAAAUCACAUCCCGAAGUAGUGCUGCAGCGGUCAACUCGGCACCACCGAAUCGCACACAGACAGCCGUAAAUGAUGGCAAUGAGAUACUGCUGAUACUCGAGGACACCGUUAAAUGCUACCAAACGGAGGAUACACCUUACGUCAUAUCCAAUGCUGCGUCAGUUACGGACUUACGUCAAGCCGUAGUCAAAUCUGAAGCCACCGGAACGUCAGCUGUCUCUGAAAAACCAGCAGAGAAACCGAAGAAAUACCAAAGAGUACAACAGACGCACAACAAUGCCGGCGCACAAGGCAGUACCGCAUAUGGCUCGGGCUCCUACACCCCAGAGAAGCCGAUCAACUAUUGCGAAGAGGGCACGCCCGGUUAUUUUAGCCGUUAUGAAUCGCUCAGCAGUCUUGAGGAAUCACCGCCAACACAACACACACAGAACAAAGAGGUAAAAGUGCCACAAACUAAAACCGACAGCAACAACUCAGCCAAGAAGAGCAACAGUGAACUCGAUGCUGAUUUAAAUUCUCACACCCGGUUGACGCACGUCAACGUCCCUGCCGUACAAAGUAGUGGCAAUGCUACCACGAUGAAUUCAGCACAAGAAACGCCGCUUAUGUUUUCACGUCACAGCUCGAUGGAUUCGCUGGUGGAGGAAGGUGAAGAUGAGAUUGGAGUUUGCGAUGACAAGAGUUCGGUGGUUAGUGACUUCAGUCGCCUGGCUAGCGGCGUCAUUUCACCGUCGGAAAUUCCUGACUCGCCUACACAGAGCAUGCCACAAUCGCCACGUCGUAAUAGCAACGCUGGACAAGUGAACAGCAGCGGCGGCAGUGGCAUGGGUGCAUUUCUGUCGGGCGUUUCGCCAAUGGCUGCGCCACGUGGCACCGCCGUGGGCAUUGCUAGCGCUGCUGCUGGCAUUGGGCUGCGCGGUAAUAUUGCUGUGGGCGAGGAAACACAGACCAAAAGACCGCUGCGUAGCGUAUUCGAAGAUGAUCUGAGCACUUUUAAUGUUGAGAAUACGCCGGCGCAAUUCUCGUGCCGCACCAGUCUGAGCAACCUGAGCAUACUGGAUGAUGAAAACAGCCUGCCGCCAUCGAGACAAGCCAUUGAGGGUGAAAGCAACACUCAACCCGCUAUCGUGUCCGAAGGUGAGGAAGAGGAAUCGGGUAACAACAUCGACGACAUAUUGCUGGCCAAUUGUAUCAAUAUGGGCAUGAAUCGCACAACCAUAACAGCUGCCGCGUCGAAGAAAUCAAUGGCGCGGGCAGCACGCACUCAAUCCGGAGGAGACACACAGUUACCCGCCGAUGAGCCGAAGCAUUACUACACCGAAGACACACCGGCGUUGCUCUCAAAGGUUGGUAGCAAUACAAAUUUGUCAGCAAUAUCCAUCUGCUCCAGCAAUAAUAUGGAUGAACUAAAGGAACUGCAAGCACCGGCCACAAUAAGCGCCAACUCUGAUAACAGGCACUCGCUUACUUUGUCCGACGACGUAUCAUCUAAUGCGUCGGAGAGCGGUGCCACAGGGCAAUCGUUCGAUUUGUUGCAGCAAUGCAUUGAAGUCGGUAUGAAAAAGCCGAAUACGCAACCGAAGACACUCUCAAGUGAGGCCAGCGUGCAACAGCGACCGCUGCGUCCAUCACAGACGGCCGAUCCCAUAGCCAUGCUACGACGUGGUGGCAACGUGUUGCCGCCAUAUUUGCCUGUAUCCGAUGAGAUGAGUAAAUAUUUGGUGGAGGAUUCACCUUGUAAUUUCUCUGUGGCCUCGGGUCUAUCCAAUCUCACUGUGGGCUCUAGUUUGGUGGGACCCGCUGUACAACUAAAGGGCAACAAAACGAGCGCUGAAAACUCUCCUAACAUGCCUGCGACUGCAGAGGCUCCGCCGGCUAUUGCUGUGGCGCCAGAAGAGGGUGCACGUAUGGAUCAAAAAUGGCAGGACGAUUCGCUUAGCUCGCUGUCCAUCGACUCUGAAGACGACACGAACUUGUUGAGUCAGGCUAUUGCAGCUGGUUGCAGUAGACCCAAAUCGAAUCUUGGUUUUAGUAGCACAUCGUCUACCAACAACAACAAUAACAACAAUCGCAACAAGCGCAUAUCACUGUCCGCUUCACAGCCCAUACCCAUCAAUGCGGCCACCUCGUCAUCCUCUCUGAAUUCGAGCUCCACAGCGCGACACUACCAACGACAGCAACAACAUCCAAAUGACCGCAGUGUCGAUCAUACUUCCAGCACAGCACAGCGUUAUCAAAAUGGAAAUGACUCGUACAGUUCGGUGGAUUCGAGUGACUCCAACGAUAAUCAAGCCAAAUCACUUUUCGAGCUGUGCAUACGCACCGGCAUGCAUAAGCCUACACGUGAAGCUGGCAACCAUCGACGCCAACAGCUAAUCAGUAAUCGACGUGGUGGGAGCAGCACCACGCAAUCGAAUCCAAAUCUCAAGCAAUUCGAUUCGUUGCCGCUGCAAUUGCACACGCAAACGAAACCGACGCCAAUGCCGACCAACGUCGCCACGGCAUUACCGGCCACAACAACAACAGUUAAUCGCCAUUUACGCGAACGCGAGCGCAAAGAUGAGAAACUACUGCUGGAAUGCAUCAACACCGGCAUUUCGAAGAAGAUCGGCAGCAGCGCUAACAGUGGCAGUGGCGGUGUCAGUCUGGGUGGUAGCACUGCUACGGCUGCGACUGCUGGCCGGUACGCAACCGACAAUAGCGCACAUUCAAUGUCUAUGCCAAUAUUUAAUACGGGCGAUGGCAGUCACAGCACUGGGACCGGGUCAAAAAACGUGCUGGCUACGUCUGCAGCUGCACGGGCGCUGUGUCACCCACACGCGGCUACUUUAUCCUCAAGUGUGCACAGCACAGCAGCUCCAGACGUAACAAAGACGAACAACACCGGCUACAACAGCAACUCCACCACCAUCAACAACAGCAGCAGCAACAACAACAGCUGCAACGACACCAACAACUCGUGCAACAGCGUGAAUUGUUGGGAAGUGAGGGACACCAACAACGUCGACAUCAUAGACGCAGUAAAAAAUCAACCAGCGAUGGUCACCACCAUCAUAGCACACAGCGACGCAAAUCUUCCAAGUCACGCGAACGCAACAGAGGAACAGAAAACGAACAAUAUUGGGUAUAAGCAAGAGCAAGAACUGGAACAUGACGAGCUGAAUAGUCCGUCUACUUCGCUAGACAACACUGUGACCAGCGACGAUUCAAAUGAGUCGUUCAUUAUAGAGACCACAGUUUCGUUGGAAAUGCGUCAAUCGCGUACUUCGCCGCCACUUACCACAUCGCAAAAACACAAAGAUCCCGAUUUAAUGUUAAAGUCCGUGGAGCGGCUAACAUUAGAGUUCGUCUCUUCAGCCGAACAACUGCGCACCAACGCCACCAAUGUGGCUGCGGAUUGCAGUACCGCUGAGCAACAGCGCGUGACAUCUGUUGGCACCAGCAUAUCCAUUGGCGGCCACUCGAACUCCAACAACACCUGGAACGAGGACACCUGUCCCAAUGAUGAUGUCUCGUUUCCCAGCGUUAGCGUUACAGCGCCCGUUGUGGCUUCGUUAAAUUAUGACGAUGACGAGGAUGAUGAUGACGCAGAUCAGGCAACCGAAGCGGAUCACAAGGACCUGCAUGAUUUCGCUGAAAUUACACCAAUAAAUGAGGAGCAGCCGCAACCGUCCCUCUUACUGCUUGAGCGCGCUGAAACCGCUACACAGCCCAGCUCACUGGAAACUGAAACCGAAACUGACACAUUGGUCAAUGAUGGCCGCAGCCUGGAUAUACCUUGCUAUAAUGCAACGCAAGAGUCGACCACCAGUAGCGGCAUAAACUUCCAGUUGGGCGGUGCUGUACAAUCAGCAGCGCUUUCUUUGGGUGGCCAUCAUAUGUUAUAUGACAGUAACUGCAAUGCGGCUGCCGCAGCCGCACAAGCCGCCGCCGCGGCCGCUGCUGCAAUGACAAACUCUACCAUCAUAGCCAAUGAAGCGCGCGCCUUAGCUGAGAAUCUACAGCAUGGCGGCAGUGUGAGCGCUGAUGAUGACGAGAGCAUUGAUUUGACAUUCAGUAUCAACAGUUUGGAUUUGGAGAACAUACGUCCACCCUCGGGUAUGGAAUCGCUCAACAUGUCUGGCUACUACCAGCAGGAAUCGCAGUCGAAUGCUUACCACUCGCUUGGAGUGCUGCAGCGUCGUAGCGGUAGCACGCCGCAGAGUCCGCAAAUGAUGUUACGCUCACCGAAGUUUCCACGCAAGUCGCUGCCGCAUGGUUUGGUGGCGAAACGUGCACUGGGUCAACUGCCAGCGCACCUCAGCGGCAGCGCGGAAAGCGUAAAUUCGAGUUGUAAUAUGUUGGAGAACAUCAAACCGCCAUCAUUAAUGGACGAACUGUUGGACUCCAUGAUAAGUGUGGCUAGCAUUCAAUCGGAGGUGGCAGACGGAGAAUGCAGCUUGGCUACCACACUAUCGGCUGCUUCGAAUUAUGAGACGGCGGCGGGUGGACAAAUGGAGUGCGGUGAUUAUGAUGAUAAUACCGUUACGCUGCAAAGUUGCUGUGAAACCAUGCCACACGAUAUGGAUGUAGAAGAAAAUUCUUUCCACAGCGGUGCUGGCAGUACGCCGUUGCCAACCGACGAUUACGAAUUCAGUUCUGCCGAGUCUACGCCACAAAAGUCGGCUGCUUCACCAACGCCGCCAAAUGGUGAAAAACGCACACUGACGCCAAAACAGAAACGCAAAGUGGCCAAAGACCGCUAUCGCACCUACACGAUAUCCUCCACAUUGGCGGCGAGUGAGGAGGAACGCCAGCGUUUGGAACUUGCUGAGGCACAAAUGACAGACGAGACGUUGCAGAUCGAAAUCAUCGAAACGGAGGGUACCACUAAUGGCAGCUCCAUCAGCCGCCGACGAGCAGAUGCCGAACGCUAUCGAACCCAAACAAUUGUCUAUACAACUGAAACCACAACAACAACGACAACCACAAUCAGAAGCAAUGAAUUAGAAGCGCAAGAGUUGAACGCAAGCGCAGACGAAUCGGCCGGACCGUAUUCUUUAACUUCCACAGACGACUGCCCUUCGGAAAAUAUGUCUUCGUUACGCGAAUUGACACAAAAGUUCAAAUUCAUCAAUAUGCCCAUACGCACAUCGAAAUCCGCACCAGAAGCCGAAGCUACUGAGGUAAGAGGCGCACCCGAUAGUGGCGACUGCUUAACCAGCAUGGAAUGCGAUCAAAAUUCCGACACCGAGUCGCGCCAUGAUCAGCAAGAAACAUACAACAAUGUAGAAAAUUAUGAUGACCAAAGUGAAGAAGACGAAGAAGCAUCUGAGGAUAGCGAAUCGGAGGAUAAAUCUGUCGUAAAGCCACCAGCACGUGCGCGUAUCGCCAAACCCAUAGAGAUACCUGACAUACUAACGGCCGCCAAUGCCGCUGAUGAGCAGGCGAAAAUAGUGCGCGGCCGCAAGAAGCCGACCUACAUUUCACCCUACAGCAUACAAUACCAGCGCAACAUAUCGCCACAAACACGCGUCGCCACAAAUAAAACACUGCCGCAGCAGUCAACUGCGACAACAGCACAAACAAAGACAGCCAGCACACGCUUGGCAUCACCGAAAAAAGCGCAGACUCAAGCCAGCGCGGAUACAAAAUCGAACGCGGCACAACAAGCGGCAGCGCCACCUUCACUCGAACGACAGGGCACCUUCGUACAAGAAGAGCCAACGAUUGCUACAUGCCAAGUGCCAGUCGUUGUGUCGGAAGUCAAAGCGGCGUUACCACCAAAGACAGCCACAACAGCGGGCGGUAGUCCACAGCGUUCUUCGAAAUUACCAACAAAACGCGCAACAGCCGCGGCCGCUUCCAAAACCAACACAACGCUUAUACAACCAGCCACUACACGCAAAAUCCCAAUUGCAACCAAAUCCAGUUCCCCCAAACAUCGUAAAGUAACCGCCACCAUUGGCGCGGCGACAAGCGCCGGCAUGCCGCAGCGCUCGAAUAGCAACGCGGCCAUACGUGUGACCAGCAGCGCGGCGCGCAUUACACGUGUCUCGGCGACAACGCCACCAACGCGCAGCAACUCCAACCUGAACAGUCGCGAUAGCGCAGCAACGGCGGCGGCGACGGCAACCAAGAACGCGGCAGCGAAAAUCAAUCAAGCGCAAAGUCGCAUCGCCAAUAUUUGGAAGCGCGUAAAUGACGUCAAAAGCAAGCAGCAGGAGCAGUAUAAAGCGCCGCGCGUCAAUGUCGCACGCGGCACCACGGCCGUGGUGAGUAAGUUGAAGUCACAACAAACGAAGUCAUCGCCCGCGUUAAAUGCGCCGAAGACGAUGUUGACACAGCGCACGGCCACCACAACGCAGCAGCAAACACAACAACAACAAAAGAAGCAAACGCUCAUACGCAGCUCAACAUUUGAUAACACGCCGAAUGGCGGCGUCGGUGCGCUCCAAAAUGUGCCGCCGAAAGUGGCUGUCAAUGCAGGUGCAGGACAGCGUGUCGGCAGAAAAUAAGUGAACGCGUAAGAUUUUGCGUGAAAGUGCAAUUAAACACAAUUUCAAGUAUUGGAACAUUCAAUUGGCAGGCGGCGCUGGGUGUAAUAGUAAUAUUAUAUAUAGAGACGAAGUGUGCGACGCGUCAUAAAAGUAUUGUCUGUAAUUCGCGUAACAACAAUAACAACAACAAGCCACAUUGUAACGACUUUUUAGCAAAUCAAUCAAAUCAGUUAGUCAAAACUAAGCACUUAAGCGCAUUUAAUAAGUAUCUCUUUAAGUUAGUCUCUAAACAAAGUAGUGAAGUAAAUAUAUAAAGCAAAAAAGAAAAUGAAAAUGAAACAAAAGCAAAAAACACGCUGAGAAAAGUUAACGAAAUGUACGGGAAAGCUCUCACACAAGCCACAAUUCGUUUGGGGGCGUUUAAUAUAACUGCAAUGUAGGCCAAAUUACGAAAUAGUUUAGAAAAUACGAAGAAGAAAGGGACAGCGCAAAGUAGUCAAAUAUGUACAGUGUGAUGUACAUAUAUAUAUUUGUAUGUGUAGAUAAGCAUAUAUGAAAUAUGCUCACGAAAGCAAUGAAUUUUGAUAAGAGUUAACGGUAAACGUACGUUGCAUACAACGCAUAUAUGCAUGUAUAUGCUCUUGCUUUAUGGCUAUCGAUUGGAAUUGUAUGUGUUUGCAUAAAUUCUUGCCAGAGAGAAAAAUAUAGCAAGAAAAAUGCGUUCUAAACAUAACCAAACAUUUCUUUAAAAAUAUUAAUUCUUUAAAAAUCAUAAUUAUUUAAAAUUACAUUGAUUUUGAUUUUGUUACUAAUGUUUGUAAUUAAAUUUUGCGAUUUUCUAGUUUGAAAAACAAAAAAACAGUUACUGUCUUAUCAACACACUCGUUUUAAGCUAUUCGUGUAUAUGUGUACAGUCGGCUGAUAAACGAAAGCUUAGUCACUUUUCAUGCGUUGAACAAAAACUAAUUAUCGCUAAAUUAAUGAUUCACCAUAAAUUUGAUAAAUAUUCAAACUGCCAAAAUUUAAUUGCUUCCGUAAUGGCGAACGUGUCUUCGUUGACUUUGGUGUACGGGGAAAAAAAACUUAUUUUCCACAUUCGUUAAUAGUACUUUGCUUUUGUGCUUAUCUAUAUGACUCUAUAAAUAUAUUUAAAUAUGAGUAAGGCUGAUAUUUGGCGUAGUUACAUGGGCAGGCAUAUUUUAUACGGUUUAUUGCGUUUAUUUGGUACAGCUUACUUUUUUUGUUUUAAAUAACAGUGGCGCUUUGUUGAAAGCAGAAAUUAUGAAAAUUGUUGUAUUUGCGAUCUUAAUGCUUGAUUUCAUCCAACAUUUUUAGAUGUUAACUGACUUCAAAAAUUGAAAUUGCAAAAAAUUUUAGAAAAAAUUGUUUUAUUUUGGAAAUUGCAAAAAUUUUUUUUAAGUUUUGUUAUUUUCAUUUUUCAAGUUUGAUAAAAUUUUUAAAAUGUUGUUUGAAAUCUGUUAAAAAGCAAUAAAGUCGUAUCAAAUGCAAAGGUUUAACUUUGGAAAAGCUUGAUUUCUAAAUAUUUGUGUAUUAAAAUUUUGUAGAAAUCAAGUUUGCAGUUUCAAAAUUUUCGUAGUAAUGCGUGAAAACAUUGAAGAAUUAAAACUGAUUUUAAUGGUUUUUAAAUGUUAAAUUAUUUAAAAUCAUUUUAAUUUUUCACAAAUUCGCGUUUUUUAACUGGCGCUCAACAAAGUUGCUUAAAAUACAACAACAAAUAAUAUCUCAGUGUUUUUAAAAUAUUUUGGCUCGUUCAUUUUUGAAAUAUAUUUUUUUAGCUUAAAAUCAUGCUAGUGUGCAUACUACAAACGGCUGCUUAUCAUUGAUUUAUUUUGCAGACUUUAAAAUUGAAAAUUUUUGUACAACAAAAAUAUAAAAAAACUUUACUGCAGAAAUUUGUUUUUGUUUUUGUGGCGAAUAUGAACUGUAAACAGCAAAUAUCGAGUUAUUAAAAAAAUGUGGAAUUACGAAAAUUUAAAUAUUUUCGAAAAAUAUUAUUUACUUGCAUUGAGAAUGAAUUUUAAGGCUUGUAAAAUAAUAUUUUUUUACAGUUAUUAUUUGUAAUAAAUAAAUAAACUUUGAUUUAAAAUUUCUAAUUUUUUAUUUAAAAUUUUCUUUAUUUAUUUAUUAUAAAUAUGCUUUAAAUAUUUGUUUUUUCUUUUUUAUUUAUAAUGAAAACUGAAAAUUUGCUUAUUUAUAGUUCAAUGCGUUAUAAAAUCUCUCUAAUUGUGCAUUAACAUAUUCCAUCACUGCACUUUAAACAUUACUACUUUACAUAGACCUACAUACAUACAUACAUACUUAUAUAUUUACUUUGCUGCUAGUUAGCGUUGCUUAAUAACUUACUCUAUAAGCGUUCACGAAUUUUUCGUACAAACCAAAUAUUAAUGUUUAAUUUUCGAAAAAAUCGUCACUUUAGUCUUAAGCCAAUAUAGUCUUCUGUUUAAUUUUAAAUUACUGUUAAUUUUAAAGACUUGAAUUUUUUUAUACUUAAUUACAUACAAACAUACAUAUAUGUGCGUCUUCGAAGUUUAUUGAAAUAAAUACAUACAUACA